Messenger RNA from Lates calcarifer (barramundi perch), 1937 nucleotides. RefSeq names its product NK3 homeobox 2 (gene nkx3-2). NCBI's taxonomy places the organism in Eukaryota, Metazoa, Chordata, Actinopteri, Centropomidae. The coding region runs from base 435 to 1232 and encodes 265 amino acids. Gene Ontology annotation, biological process: regulation of transcription by RNA polymerase II; cell differentiation. Gene Ontology annotation, molecular function: RNA polymerase II cis-regulatory region sequence-specific DNA binding; DNA-binding transcription factor activity, RNA polymerase II-specific. Gene Ontology annotation, cellular component: nucleus. The record is from RefSeq and is a predicted model, not a curated record. The transcript has 2 exons.
CCACCAAACUUUCUUGAACUUUUUUGAAAGCAGCAUGACGUCGUUUACAGUGGCCAAUUGCGAAACGGCUUUCCUCCUCUCCGGACCAAUAGGAGGCGACGAGGAGUGCCUGUCAGUCACAGGUGAGGGUGGUUGGUGAAAAAAAGUUGGGUGAAAAGGGCCGGAGACUGGAGCGAGCCCGGGCUGAUGGCAGAGCUAUGCGGAGGAGCAGCAUCGAGCCUGCGGAUGUAGCAGAAACUUUCCACGGCUUCUCCCGCGGGGAUGCGACCAGGAACCAACACUGGAGGGAAAAAAGUUAAGCGACAGCAGUGCUCCGCGGAGGGAGUAGCUUAAAAUGUGGAUGAACUGACAUUUACUCCACUAUCCGGGCCGGUUAAAUUACUUCACUUGAAGACCGAGCAGACUUUUUUUUUUCUUUUUUUGCUUUUGUGAAAAUGGCCGUUCGUGGCAACUCGUUGAUGCCUUUCUCAAUCCAAGCCAUCCUGAACAAAAAGGACGACAGCCGACACUUGCCAGAUUUGGACAUGUGCUUCUCCAAGACGGCGUGCUGGAAAAUAUUUGGGGAGAUGAACGGCGGCUCGAGGAGAGAUGAUGGGGAGGCUUGCGAGCCGACGGACCAGAAGAGCUACGACUCGGACUCGGGACUCAGCGACGACAACGACGGCAAGACCCCGGCCGCGUGCAAGUCGGAGAAGGACGGAGACCCUGUGUCUGACGUGCCGGAGGAAAGCCUGCAGGAGGAGACGGACCACGAGUCUGCCGCUGCGGAAAACGCAAAGAGCGACAGUGAGCCCAAUAAUGCCACGGACUCCAGCACCCUGGACGAGAAGAGCCUGGACCAACCCAAACAGCGGAAAAAGCGCUCCAGGGCCGCGUUCUCCCAUGCCCAGGUCUUCGAGUUGGAGCGCCGCUUCAACCACCAGCGGUACCUGUCCGGGCCGGAGCGGGCGGACCUGGCGGCCUCCCUGAAGCUCACAGAGACUCAGGUCAAGAUCUGGUUCCAGAACCGGCGGUACAAGACGAAACGCCGCCAGAUGGCUGCCGACCUAAUGGCGUCGACCCCGGCUGCCAAGAAGGUGGCGGUGAAAGUUUUGGUGCGGGACGACCAGAGACAGUACAGCCCGGGAGAGAUCCUGCGGCCCCCGCUGCUCUCCCUGCAGCCGUCCUACUAUUACCCCUACGCCUACUGCCUCCCUGCAUGGACACUCUCUGCAUGCGCGGGGAACCAGUGAGAGCUCAGUGACUGUAUUUAUUCAUUUUUGUUUUAUUAUUAUUAUUAUUUUGCUCCCAGGAAAUCAAACUAACUCAACUUUUUUCUGACAAGAGGAGGAGGCCUGAGGGGAGGAAUCUGCUCAGCGUCUCUGAUUGAACUGCCUCAUCGUGUUUGUCCAGGCCAGACCAGGGGUUCCCUAAUUUUUUUCCCUCCACAUCCUCAAAUACUUAAAAACGACUCCAUCUUUUUUCUUUUUUUAGUAAAAGUCUGUCCCGAGGAACCCCGUUAAAGAAGAUAUCUCUCAUGAUUUAAGGUGUAAAACUAUAACUAUCUGAACUGUGGGGGAGCGGGGAGACUGGACCUCCUUAUAAAAUGUCAGUAUAUUAACCUCUGAGGAGUGACACAGUAAUAACAUUAAAGUAUUACUCUCUUUGGAGCCCCUCAAGGACCUCUGAAUCCGCCCCUCCCGGACCCCACUUUUGGGACCCGGAGGCCUAAACAGACUGAAAAUGUCACCUUAUGUUGGUUUAUAUUUUACAAUGCGCCUUCCUACCUCUGCAGUGAUUGGAAAUAGGCAUAUUCCAUUGACUUUUCAAAUUAACUGUCUCUGUUACAGGUUGUGUUUUUUUCUCUUGCUGUGUUUGUAAAGGUAAGAUUAUUUCAGCACUUUUGAGCAUAUACGUUACAUUAUUUCAAUGUAAGAUGCAUUAUAAUAGUGUGUGUG